AUGAGAUUUAUUUAUGCAAUUAUUUUUAAAUUUAUUUUAUUAUUUUCCGUAAAAGGAAAAUUAGAUUUGCAUUUGUUUCAAAAUUUAAUUGAUAUUGAUAUAGAGUUUAUUAAUAUUAAUAAAAACAACAUAAAAGUGAAAUAUGUAAAAAAUUAUGAUACUUUAGUAUAUGAAUAUAUAAAUAAAUAUAUAAAUUUAAAAACAAAUUAUGUUGAAAUAACUAUAAAAGGAAAUUUAAAAAAUUUAAAUGAAGAUUCUGUUGAAAAUUUUAUUUUUUUAUUACCAUAUCAUGAAGCUUUUCAGGCAACAAAUCUUUAUGUAAAAGAUGAAAAUAAAAAUAAUUUAAAUUAUAAAGUAUUAAAUAAGAUAGAAGACAUUGAAUUAAUAAAUAUAGAUCAAUUUAAUUAUGAUUUUGAUAUAGAAGGAUUUAAAGUUAAAAUAUAUGAAAUUAUAUUGAAUAAAAAAUUACAAAAAAAUGAAAAAGUCCUUGUAGAAUUCUUUUAUAUUUUAGGUCAACCAUAUUAUCCAUUUCCUGUUAAUAUAAAUAUUUUAGAAAAGCAAAAUGUUUUAUUUUAUAUAUCAUCAAAAAUUCUAUUACCAUAUAAUGUAGAAAAAACAGAAGAAAUAAAAAUAAGUUUGUGUAAAAAAUGUACAAUAGUUAAAAUGGAGGAUGAAAAUUUUAUGAAAGGAUUUCAAAAAUUAAGUGAUGAUAUUUAUGUUAAUAAAAAAAAAAAUAAUUUAAAAAGUUUUUCAUUAGGUAGCAAAGUUUUAUUUUAUUUUAUAUUAGAUCAUAAUUUAGGAUACUUUGAGAAAGUUAUAAAAGAUAUAAAAAUAUCUCAAUUAGGUUUUAUAUAUGAAAAAGAAGAAUAUUUUUUAAAAAAUAAUUCUGCUAAAAUAAAUAAAUUUGAUAGAUAUCUGCUAAGUGAUUUAGAAAAUAAAUACACAUCUGAAGAAUCAAAUGAAAAGGAAUCAAGCAUUAUUUAUUCAUUGGAAUCUUUAAUAAAUUAUGAUAUUUAUGAAUAUAAUUAUUUCGAUGAUUUAGGUAAUAUUUAUUUAAUUAAAGGGGAAGAAUUAUAUGAUAAAAAAAAAAAUAAAAAUGUUAUAAAAUUUUAUUUAAAACCUAGAUAUCCUCUUUUAGGAAACUGGACAGCUCAUUUUUAUAAUUCAUUUUCUCAUUAUUCAAAUUUAUAUAAAAUUAAAAACAAAAAAAAUUAUUAUGCUUAUAAAAUAGACAUAUCACCAUCAAUCAAAUCUUUUUAUAUAAAAGAACUAAAUAUUAAAAUUGCAUUACCUCUUUAUUCAAAAGAUAUUAUUAUAAAUAGAAAUUAUAAUUUAAAUAUUCAAACGAGCAAAAAAAAAGAAUGGCUUGACUUUUUUUCAUUUCGAGAUGUAAUUGAAAUCCAUGUUGAAAAAUUUUUUCCUAAAACUGAUGAAAAUAAAUAUAAACAUUUUCUUGUAAUAUAUAAAUUCAAAUUAUUUAAUAUUUUUUUAAAACCACUUAUUAUAAUAUUAAUAUUUUUUUUUAUUGUCCUUUUUUUAUAUUUUAUAAAAGAAUUAUCAUUCAAUUUUAAUACAGUAAAAGAACAAUUAACAAAAAAGGAGGAAGAGGAAUAUAAAAAUUUUCAAAAAAAAUGUAAAGAAUUAUAUGAAAAUUUGUCUUAUAUAUCUGAUAAAUUAAUACAACAAUUGAGUAAAAUAAAUUCAAAAGACAAAAUAAAAAACAAGGAAAAUUUAUUGAAAAUGGAAAAAAAGUGGACAUAUGAUUUUAUAUAUUUCACUAAAGAAUUUCAAAGAAAUUUUGAAAAUGCUAAAAGGAACGAAAUGUUGCAAAGUUAUAUUGAUAAAUGUUUUAAUUAUUAUUCAGUUGUUAAAAAUUAUUUUGAGUUACAAUUAUCUAGUGAUACAAAUAUUGAUUUAAGUGAUAUAAAAUAUGCAGAAAAGGAAUUAAUGCUUUUAUUAAAAUAUAAUUAG
Plasmodium gallinaceum is the source of this 1971-nucleotide messenger RNA. Its product is annotated as conserved Plasmodium protein, unknown function. Lineage: Eukaryota; Apicomplexa; Aconoidasida; Haemosporida; Plasmodiidae. The record is from RefSeq and is a predicted model, not a curated record. Gene Ontology annotation, cellular component: membrane; oligosaccharyltransferase complex. The coding region runs from base 1 to 1971 and encodes 656 amino acids. The transcript is spliced from 5 exons.